GUGGUCCUCACGGUGCUUCAUUUGAAGGUAGGACUUCUGGCACAGCACCAAGCCAUGUUGCUCCGACUCUUUGCCGUUCUCUGCUUGAGCUUGGCAAGAACUGCUCCGAUUGAUGUCGAUUCACAUAUGUCCUUGCUAUUUGGCCAUGAUCGAAAUCUCAGCGAAGCUGCAAAGUACAUGGCACUGGCUGCAGAGAAGGGCUGUGGCCGUUGCUUUUUCUACCUGGGUGCGAUGCUCGCCUUGGGUGAGCCAGAGACAAAUGUCUCGGCUCGCUUCAAGGUCUUAUCGGACGGGAACAUCGAAUUUCGGUGGGCACGUGGACUGGCUCGAGCCGAAGGCUUAGCUUCCAGCUCCAUGUUGGACCGACCAGCCAUCGCAUACUACGUGGGUGCACAGAAGGGGGAUCCCUUGGCAGUUCUCGCGUUCUCGUACUACGUCCUAAAUCGUUUGACCCUGGGAUCCCCCGGAGCCGCCUGGUGGAUCGCCGGCGAGCGGCCGCAAGCCACCCAUGCCUUGCGCCGCAAGCCAUGGAGAGAAGAGGCGACACCUGCGCUCUGCCAAUUGAUUCUACGUACUUUGGAAAAUGUGGCAGAAACCGCCGCUCGAAAUGAGGACGGGGCCACAGAUUCAAGUGAUCUUCACUUCUUUGUGCAAAAUGCUAGCGAAGUACAACGUGCCAAAAAGGAGCAUGCAGACUGGAUUCGAGCUCGUUCGAAGGAUGGCUACAAGGAAGCUGAGGUUGUCGAAGCCGCGUAUUUGUUUCCCGGUGAUGCAGAUUUGAACCUCACCCGAAACGUCUCACGAGCUCUCGAAUUGUUUGAUGCUGCUGCGAGUACAACCACAGAAGCUGCCUGGAAUUCUAUGCUGUUGCAUGCGCGUGAAGGGCAUGAGUCAAAGAUUAUCCAACAUGCGCAGAACAUUAUUCAGGAUCCAGACGCAACAGCACUGCAGAAGACCAUGGCGCAGCAUUACCUCCAUCGUUUUGGCGCUGACGACACACGACCCAACAGCACGCGCGCAGGGGUGUACUUGUUGGCAGCCGCUGAAUUAGGAGACUCCAAUGCUCAGCAGAUGAUUGCUCAUGCCUAUGCAGGGCUAGAGCUCCCGGAGUUGGAGAAUGUCAAAAUCCCUGGUGCUCCCAAUACAAAGCGGGCCAUGCAUUUCUACAUGAAAGCCGCCAAGCAGGGAAGGCCCGUCUCAGCCGUGAAUGCCGUCUCUCUGAUGUUGCGUAACCCAGAAGGUCAACGCUCUACGGCAGAUGAUCGCUGCCGGGGAGCUGUAGAGACGUUGCGAGAUGUGGCCCUGGCAUAUCACCCAGAAGUCCUCCAGCUGCAUGGUCGUGCUCGACAUGCCUUUGACAGUGGUGAUGAAGAGGGUGCCUUGAUCAGCUUCGCACUUCUUUCAGAAUCUUGGCAAUGCUUGACGGACAUUGGACUUGAUGGACGAGAUCUGUCCAGGUUCUUUGCCGGGUCUUUCACAGAGGUUCUGAGUGUUUUUGUUUGUCCAUGGCACACAUACACGGAUGUCUACCUGGAUGGGGCCGAAGAAUACGAUUCAACGCUUUGCAAGACUCGCUCAGCAGCACAACAGCUUGUGCUCGCAAAGCGACCCUCUUUCAGCCAGUCAAACACCCGAUUUGAUCAUGGCACGAUGGAGCUAGAUGCUGAUAACGAUGGCAACAUCUCGCCGGAUGAGUUGAUGUUGGACUUCGGGGGUAUCCACAUGCGGGCAGACAUCAUGCUGGAGCGGAUGAAAUUGGAAGAUGGACUACUUGGAUUCAUCCAACAGAUGCCGCUCUUUUUGCUGUGCCUCAUUUGCUUCCUGGUUGCCAUCAGUAUCCUAAGUCCAGCAGAAGAGACUUCUGCGAUCCAUCAACACUUGGAGGCGCACUUCGGCCUUGGGGAUGUAGGGAACAUCAAAGAUGUGGCGGGAAUCUAUGCCUUUGUGACGGCCUUUGAGCAGAAAAACUUGGAGAUGAUGCCAACUUCUGCAGACUAUUGGUGUGAACAUCGAUAUUACCAAUAUGCUUGGAAUGAUCACUACCAGAUUCCAACCUCUACCUGCAACAGCCCCAGGUACACAGCACUUGGUUUACAAAGUGCCCCAGUUUGGACCAACGGUAGUGGGACUUCAAGUUCCGGCCACAGGCGGUUGGCAGGAUCUCACACAGACACAGAUGGUCCAACGGCAACACAUGACAAUCCACCUUGUGAGGACAAUGACACGGCCUACGCACUUGAAGAAGACAAACCCAACAUUACAUGUGAAGAGGAUUCAAGCCACGCAUGCGGCAUUGAUCUCGGCAUCUUGCUUUGCCCAAAGACGUGUGGAUAUUGUGCUCCCUUUGAGUAUGAGAGUUUGAAGAGGUUCGGAAAGCCGCAGCUUACACUGCUUCCUUCUGUCCUUUUCCAGACCCGUCUGGAAGAGACAGCGUGCCAUGGCUUUGCAGCAACCAUUCAGGUUCAGAACUACAAUCCUUUGCUUUCCCUCUUACCCGCACUGGAUGGAAAGAAAAAAGGCAACAUCUUGAAAUGCAUUGACCGCAAUCAACAACAGACGUCAGAGUAUGCCUUGUAUCUUGACUGUCCAGACCAUACCCCUUCACACCGUUGCGUUGACGGAAAGGUUGGCAUCGGUACCAAGCAAAGUUUUCAUGGAGAGACAGUAUAUGCAGAGAUGCUCAUUGAAAGCAGCAAGCUCUUGACGGGAAUGCAGAAGGUAGGAUGGAUUGACAUCCAAACAGAUCGGGUUUGCGUCAGUACCAUGGUCUACACGGAAGGUGUGGAGAUGUUCACUUCACUGACAGUUGAGUUCAGUUUUGAUGAAGCUGGCAAUGUGGAGGGAGCAGUGCACAUGAUUACCUAUCGGGACCUGACCCGGGAAGCGGCCUCGGACUUUGCUGGCUGUUUGAUCACAACAUGUGUUGGUGCUUUCAUUAGCAUUGUGUCCCUGGUGGCCUAUUUGUGCUGCCAUCCAGAGCAAUACAACUUGGGGCUGAUGCUCUAUGAGAUCAUCUCGCGCUUGGUUCUGUUCAUCUACCCCUUGAUCUUGCUCAUCUCUUGGACGCAACAGCAACUGAUGUCCCAUGAGUAUGACCUCCUGAUGCAAGCCUUCAUGCAUAAUGAAGGAAUGGAUGCUGAGCAUGUGAAGCACAGCGUGGCGGAAUAUUUCAAGGUGAAGACUGUGAUCUAUGAAGAAGCCGACUGGCUGGAACGUCAUCGCAUCGCCGCUUACAUUGUUCUCUAUGUGCAGUUUCUGCAAAUGGUGCUUGCUUUCAAUGUGCACCCUAGGGUUGCAAUGCUGACAUCUACUAUUCAGAAGGCCUUGCACAACAUGAUGCAUUUCUUCUUCGUCUUCGCCAUCCUGUUUUUAAUGCUCGCCUUCAUGGCAAACUUCUUGCUCGGCGGGAGGAUCCAUCUAUUUGGCACCUUUGGGGAAGCAUGUUCCGCACAGGUUCGAAUGCUCUUCGGAGAGUUCAUAUACGCGGAUGGUGUGGAGGUGCUCUCAGGAACAGCUCUUGUGAUGUAUUGGCUCUACGCCAUCUCAUUCAUGUUGAUUGUCUUCUUCACUUUGCUGAACUUUUUCUUGGCAAUCAUUGUGGAUGCCUUUGUGGAUGUCAAGAAUUACACCGGGGAGUUGCGGGUCACGCAGAGUUUCUUUAGCGACCUUUGCUGGAUGCCCUGGAGCGCAUACCUCCACAGGAAGUACAAGCUGCCUCCCAGGAAGAAGCUGGUGAAAUACUUCACUGAAGCUUUGAAAUCCUACAACUCUGCUGAGAAAGGAGCAGAAAACAACAGCGGCUUCCCAUUGCUUUCAGCCCGGGCACUGAUCGAAGAGUUUGGUGUUGAAGAAGCUCCUAUAUGCCAAUGGCUGUGUCACAUCGAGAAACUCAGCACGGUACCAUUGAUUCACUACCACACCAGUGAUGAAGGAGUGGCAUCACGAGAAGUGGGAGAAGUGGUGGAGAACCAGCAUGAACCAGAAGAAGCAGAUGCGAACACCGUCUCCGACCAACGUUCGGAGCCUCUUUGUGCCCAAGAAUUGGGCGCCAAAAAUGCGCACACGAAUGCGGCCAGCCUUUGGAAAAAGGGUCAGAAGAAGACCCUGAAGUGCUGGAGGUCCACAUCUACCGAUCUUACUGGAAGGCUUUGCGAACUGGACUAUCGAAGAAGGCCCGGCGCA
Messenger RNA from Cladocopium goreaui, 4182 nucleotides. The record is from the annotation of a GenBank genome assembly. Lineage: Eukaryota; Dinophyceae; Suessiales; Symbiodiniaceae.